Molecule: messenger RNA, 1463 nt
Organism: Neurospora crassa OR74A
Lineage: Eukaryota; Fungi; Ascomycota; Sordariomycetes; Sordariales; Sordariaceae
Exons: 1
Coding region: 514-1149 (211 amino acids)
Source: RefSeq, a predicted model, not a curated record
AUGAUGCAAAUCACGAAUCGAUUUCAAAUUCGGCUUGACCGGGUUAUCUUGAUGCUCCUGGGGAUAUGAUGGAUCUGUUUGCUUAAAGAGAAAGCAAAGUUUGCAACUUUUCCGAGUCCCGAAAUGCUGCAGUUUGUGUUUGUGUUUGUUUAAGCAAUUCGAUUUCGGGUCCUUCCACCGAGCAGCCAUCCAAAACACCCUUACCCUUGCCAAGACCCUGCCAAGCCAUACGCCAAGCCGGGAAAAACUGGUGCAGAAGCUGUACAGAAGCCGUCACGGGGCUGUCUCCAUUAAAUAAAUGUCCGAAUCUCAGCGCCAGCAGGAGCCAGCACAGGCCACACAGCAACCCCUGAAACGUACAUUUCACGGUAUGUGUAAACAAUUCUAAACCCCACCCCAGGGCCAUCAUGCAUAGUCUUCUAACCAUCGAGAACGCUUGAGCCAGGUUGUUUGACAUGUCGAAAGAGAAAAGUCCGGUGCAAAGGAGGCGAUCCCUGCCAAAACUGCGCUCGUAUGAACAUUACCUGCCACAGUUCGUUUGACACCAACCUUCGCAUCCGCGUGUCAACACCGACAGGUCAGAGGGAUGUAGACGUAGGGGCCACAUCCAGCCGGUCGUCCAGACCAACGGCUCCAAACCAACAGCAGUCCCCGCCCCAGCACCAGCACCAAUACCAACACCAGCAGCAGCAACCAGCCCAAUAUCAACCAGAGCCCAUGCCGGCAUUUAUGACCUUUGACGGACAUAGCCAGUCCUUCCUCUCCGAAGACCCCAACCACUUUGCCGGGUAUCCCACGUCUGCGACCAUCGGUGGACCGUCCACUUCAUACGCUCCGGUCCCCCCGGUGACCAAUGUAAACUUUGACAUGGCAUCGGCAUCGGCAUCGAUUGCCAAUUCGAGUACCACCGGGGUUCCGGAUAUGACCCAGCUCCAGUAUCAGCAGUAUCCGGAUGCUGCCGCUUGGGAAUAUGACUACCCUUAUGACCCGAACGACCCCAACAACCUUGGCUAUGACUAUGAUGCCGCGAUGGACAUGAGCAUGCAAGCUUUCCUACCCGACGACAUGCAACAUAGUCAUCAGGAUGCUGGUGGGUGGUACGAAUAUCCGGCGCAGGGACCGUCGGGCCAGCAGCAGAAUUGGCGGUAAUGUGGGCGCUCUUCUGAAUGGACUGGUUCUCUGGUUGAUCCCCGAGGACCAGUUUCGAACCUGAUGUUCUGACUUGGAAAAUAACAACUCGCUGGCUGGUUCACUUGCAUGAGCUAGGCCUUUUGGACUGGCUCUUUGGCUUUGAUACUGUUUGGUCGAUAGAGAUCCUAGAAUGGGGGAACACAGGGAGUAUACUCAAUAGAAGCGUGCAGACAACAAAAAGGCAGGUGAGCGACAGCGAUGCGAGAAUGAUUACAUAGAUGAGAGAUGAGAUACAUGAGACCGCAAAGGGAAAACCGGACGAAAGCAAUGCG